This is a messenger RNA of Trametes versicolor FP-101664 SS1, 789 nucleotides long. RefSeq lists its product as uncharacterized. The transcript has 5 exons. The record is from RefSeq and is a predicted model, not a curated record. NCBI's taxonomy places the organism in Eukaryota, Fungi, Basidiomycota, Agaricomycetes, Polyporales, Polyporaceae. Bases 482 to 703 code for a protein of 73 amino acids.
GACGGACAAACCUCUCAAUACCAGGCUACCUGGGUGAACUGAGAUAGGAUCCCUGGCGCAUAUCCUGCACAGUCUGCCUGGGUAGCCUGGAACACGCCCCAAGUCGCCGGACUCAAGCUUCCGACAGACUACCCGAUCGCGCACACCUCCUGGUCCUACCCGCCGGCUCAGGUCCUUCCACGCCUCGGCUCAGGUCCUUCCACGCCUCGGCUCAGGUCCUUCCACCUCUGCUCAUGGUGGAAGUUGCACGGCGGCGGAGAUCUCGGACAGGCCAAACUCUCAUUCGCACAUCCUCUCUGGUCGGGAGGCCGCAUCGGAGGCAAGAAAACUCUGGCAGGCAGACAUUGUGGAGAACCCUACGACGCCCUGUGCUCCGUUCGAUACAGAUGGAGGUCUGCCAUGAAGCCCCACAUCGCCAUCCAUACGGGAUCCAAACGUCCUCAGACAUCCCCCCAACGCCUUCAUGCUGUACCGCAUAGACAUGAGCCAGAAACUCAUGCAACAAGAUGGUCGACAGGGGAGAUUGCAGGUCGACUACUCGAAGGAGAUCGGUCCUAUGGGUGAGGACGAACGGGUGAAGGCGGACCACAAUCCCACAAAUGGAGCGGAGCGUGCUAAUCAACCCGGGGCCAGUCAAGUCCAGUCUUCGACAGCGAGGGUAUGCGACGGUGUUGGGAUUUCUUCUGGAAGUUUGUUCCGGUGAAUCUUGGGGCGUGCGUGUUGGUCCCUUGUGGACCAACACCUUCUCGGACCUAUGCCCCCCUAUGUAACUUGCCUUAAAUUAUGCAA